AUGUCAGACGUGACCUUGACCGUCAACCGCUACAAAACCCGCCGCGCCUCUCCUGGAGUCAAGCAUACCAAGUUCAAAUACACAAUCGACUUCCCCUAUCAACCUAUCGGCGACAGAGUCUGCAUUGCAUUCCUCAGACUCAAAAUCUACAAUCACGAACCGCGCACCUACUUUGACGUCGCCAUCAUUUCCUCCAACGACUAUCACUUGACUGUCAUCACAGUCAUUGCUAUCAACAUGGACCCUCUCUCCCACGAGCAGUUCAUGGCUGGUGUCAACAGUACCGGCCCCGAUGGUCGUCCUCUCCCUGCUGGCGCUGCCGCAGCAGCCAGAAUGACUGCUGCUUAUGCAGCUGCUCAGGAGGCUGAGAGGCGCCAGGACGAGGAGACCUUCUCGACCGCCUCGGCCGCCAUUGAGGAGGUCAACCGCGAGGAGAAGAAGGCCAAGAAGAAGGAGGGCCGUAAGCAGAAGUCCCUUGUUCGCCGUCUCUUCGGCAGCGUCGGCGACAAGGUCGCUGCUGUCAUCAAGCGCGAGAAGGACCAGUGA
Messenger RNA from Aureobasidium melanogenum CBS 110374, 546 nucleotides. RefSeq lists its product as uncharacterized. The coding region runs from base 1 to 546 and encodes 181 amino acids. The record is from RefSeq and is a predicted model, not a curated record. NCBI's taxonomy places the organism in Eukaryota, Fungi, Ascomycota, Dothideomycetes, Dothideales, Saccotheciaceae. The transcript has a single exon.